ACAGAAAUAGAUGGAUCAGGAAUAAAUAUGUUCAUCGUGCCCUUACUCGCUGCUUAUUCCAUACUGUAGGCGAGGGUUGAUACUGGACGUAGUCACAAUGGCUACAUCAAACCCUGCCCCUGCCGACAAGAGGGCGGUUUUCUUUUUUGAUAUUGAUAAUUGCUUAUAUCCGAAGAGUCUUCGAAUCCACAACCAUAUGAGCGUUCUGAUAGACAAGUAUUUCGAAACCCAUCUCGGCAUAUCUCAAGCUGAGGCAUAUGAGUUGCACAUGAAAUACUACACCCAAUAUGGACUUGCAAUAGAAGGGUUGGUUCGUCACCAUAAAGUCGAUCCGUUGGAUUACAACCAAAAGGUGGACGAUGCGCUGCCGUUAGAAGACAUAAUCAAACCUAACCCGACUCUACGAAAGUUGCUGGAAGACCUCGAUACAGACAAAGUCCGUCCUUGGUUAUUGACCAAUGCUUACGUCACACACGGUCGACGAGUGGUCAAGUUACUUGGCGUGGACGACCUGUUCGAAGGUCUCACCUACUGUGAUUACGGAGCAGAGAAGUUUGUCUGCAAGCCGAGCACGGAGAUGUUUAUGAAAGCGAUGCAAGAAGCAGGUGUUGACGACAUCAAGUCCUGCUACUUUGUUGACGAUUCGGCCUUGAAUGUUAAAGCUGCCCGAGCACUGGGAUGGUCGUCAGUCCAUCUGUUGGAGGAUGCGGAGCCAAAGCAUGCAGACGAACCCAGGGAGAUGCAAAUCAGGGACCUCGAGGAUCUACGGAAUAUCUUUCCGCAAUUCUUCAAGUCAUCCAGUUGAGCAUCAUUCAUACCGGAGUCGGGUUUGGGCAUUACGGUACUUUUCAAAGCGAUGCAAUUGGGGUAUAAAUGUCUCUAUCGGGACUGUCCAAAUAGACAAUACAUGGAAGAUAGAUGGCUCGGCAUUCAGAGUCCUCAAGCGCCCGCUCAGGAAAUAUGUGUCCACUAUAAUCACGCGCGCCUUCCAACUCCUGCAGUCUAUAAUCCAGACUUUAAGCCCUCUC
Molecule: messenger RNA, 1028 nt
Organism: Eremomyces bilateralis CBS 781.70
Lineage: Eukaryota; Fungi; Ascomycota; Dothideomycetes; Eremomycetales; Eremomycetaceae
Product: pyrimidine 5-nucleotidase
Exons: 4
Coding region: 98-805 (235 amino acids)
Biological process (GO): pyrimidine nucleobase metabolic process; nucleotide catabolic process
Molecular function (GO): nucleotidase activity
Source: RefSeq, a predicted model, not a curated record